UCAGUGUGAAUUUUGGUAAUUCAUAUUAUAACCGAAAUAAUUUAAAUAUUAGUGACUCUUUUUCUUUUUAUUUGUUCACUAAUCAUUACUAUUAUUAGAUAGACAACCAUUAUUUCAUAUAGAAAUGAAGAGUGAUUGAUUUGACUGUUGCACCGAAACAAAUUUGAAACGUUCCAGUCUGAAGUGUGUAGCUAGCUCGAUAUAACUGUCAAUCUGGGUGUAGAAAUUUAUUUGUAAUUUUCACCGGUUCUCAUGUGCAAUUUCCGAAUGUGUUAGACUAUUUUUAAACAAUUGUUUCUUACGAAAUAAUGUUAUUUAGUGUAUGUGGUGCAUAAAGCUGUGCAAAAAUGGAUGACGGUUCUGUAAAAAUCCAGUCCGGGAUCAACAUCAACAUAAAAAGAACAGAUGGACGGAUUCACUCAGCGAUAGUUUCCGGGGUAAACUUGGAAACGCGGUCAGUGACAGUAGAAUGGUACGAGCGAGGGGAGACCAAGGGCAAGGAGGUGGAGAUCGACGCUAUCCUAGCACUCAACCCAGAGCUCGCGGGUCAGCGCAAUCACACACCUCAUCUUCAGCCCAUGCCCAACAAGCUGGCGAGGGAUAUGACACGACAAUCCAUCCCAGUUGCAACCAAAGCUCCGUCCCGGGUCACCCGAAAUAAUCAGAUGCGGUUGUCGAACGCGGGCGGCGCUUACACGAAUGGUCACGGCGGCGACACGACGGGGCGACGCGGCGCUGAGAACGUGCCGCCCCCACAGCAGCCGCAGGCACCGCCUAACUCUAGGAUCACACAACAGUUCAACCCGCCGGUGUCGUCGGCGCGGCCGGCGGCGGUGUCCAGCACGGUGUCGGUGCCGCACGCCGUGGCGUCGGGCGCCGUGCGGCGCUCCAACGUCGUCAAGGAGGUGGAGCGCCUCAAGGAGAACCGGGAGAAGCGGCGGCAGAGGCAGGCGGAGCUCAAGGAGGAGAAGGAAGCCCUAAUGAAUAUGGACCCCGGCAAUCCAAACUGGGAGUUUUUAGCCAUGAUACGGGAAUACCAAAAUAGUAUCGAAUUCCGACCACUGACUGGCAACGAACCGGUUGAAGAUCAUCAGAUCACGGUCUGCGUGAGAAAAAGGCCGCUCAACAAAAAGGAGAAUGCGAAGAAGGAGGUGGACGUGAUCAGUGUACCGACAAAGGACCAGAUGAUAGUUCACGAGCCGAAAAAUAAAGUGGAUCUCACCAAAUACCUCGAAAAUCAAAAAUUCCGAUUCGACUACGCCUUCGACGACUCGUGCACCAAUGAAGUUGUUUAUAAGUACACGGCCAAGCCGCUCGUGCAGACGAUCUUCGAGGGCGGCAUGGCGACUUGCUUCGCGUACGGACAGACCGGCUCAGGCAAGACGCAUACUAUGGGGGGAGACUUUCAGGGUAAGAUGCAAGACUGCAAGAAGGGUAUAUACGCGAUGGCUGCGCGCGACGUGUUCACGUACCUCAAGUCGCCCAAGUACAAGCCGCUCAACCUCAUCGUCUCCGCCUCCUUCUUCGAGAUAUACUCCGGCAAGGUUUUCGAUCUAUUAGCGGAUAAGGCGAAGCUUCGGGUGCUAGAGGACGGCAAGCAGCAAGUUCAAAUAGUAGGGCUUACCGAAAAGGUUGUCGACAACGUGGAGGAGGUGCUCAAACUCAUUCAACACGGAAACGCCGCGAGAACAUCUGGACAGACGUCGGCGAACUCGAACUCGUCGCGCUCGCACGCCGUGUUCCAGAUCGUGGUGCGCUCGCCCGGCAUGCACCGCGUGCACGGGAAGUUCUCGCUCAUCGACCUCGCCGGCAACGAGCGCGGCGCCGACACCUCCUCCGCCAACCGCCAGACGCGCAUGGAGAGUGCAGAGAUCAAUAAGUCUCUUCUAGCUCUGAAGGAGUGCAUCCGUGCGUUAGGAAUGAAGGGCAACAACCACCUGCCGUUCCGUGUGUCGAAGCUGACGCAGGUGUUGCGCGACAGUUUCAUCGGUGACAAGUCCCGCACCUGCAUGAUCGCCAUGAUCUCGCCCGCCAUGUCCUCGUGCGAGCAUUCGCUCAACACGCUGAGAUAUGCCGACAGAGUGAAGGAGCUAGGCACGUCAGACUCCCGCGGGCGCGCCGAGUCCCCGCAGGCCGACGUGGAGAUGGAGCCCGCGAGCGACGACCUGGCGCAUCUGCGCUCACUCAACGAGGGCGACAUGUCGGCGGAGAUGUACACGUUCCACGAGGCCAUCGACGAGCUGCAGCGCGCGGAGGAGGAGGUGCUCGACAACCACAAGGCCAUCUCCGACUACCUGCAGCACGCGCUGCAGCGCUGCGCCGCGCUGCUGGCGCUCACCCGCGACGUGGACUACGACCAGGACGCUUAUGCAACGCAAUGGGAGGAGCUUCUCAACGAGCAGCUCGCGGUGCUGGCACAGUCGCGGGACCUCGUGGCGGAGUUCCGCGCCAAGAUGCAGCAGGAGGAGCACAUCUCGCGCCGCAUACAGCCCUCGCGCCACCACUAGCCGGCGAGCUCGUGCGGGCCGCGUGCGCGCGUGCGUGCGUGUGCGCGUGUGCGCGAGCGUGCGUAGUGUCGAUGGAUCGAUCUUUGUAUUUGUUUAUUUGCCUUCGAGGUUCUAGAUGAAACUGUAAUGAGAUAGUCUGGAUACGGUUUCGUUUACGGCGAUGAUGAAACGGCUCCUCGAUUGAACGUUGUAUCCGAAGUUCCUAAUUGUAUAUAGACCGUUUGUGUGCAACGGGUUGCACUGAAUAAAAAUAUAGAUAUUUAAUUGUUUGGUUAUUUUCGAUAAAGCUAAAGUUUUUCCUUUUGAAGUUUAUGCAUCGACACUACGUACUGUGGCCUAGUUACACUGUCCAUUACCGUAGCGCAUAUUUAUUACUACAAGAAAUUAAGGCUAUGAUCCUGUGAGUACAACUGCAAAAGUGUAACUAGCAGGAUGCAUUCGCGCGUUCAAGAUAGCGAUUGAAUUUACGGCGGAUUUAAACGAGUGAAAUUUUCAGUACAGUAUUGUAACUACAUUUUUAAGACAGUGUCAUAGCUGGCCUAUCCAAGUUUCGCUUUGAUAUCAAAAAAUCAUGACAGCGUUGUCAAAUCAAAAAUUAUCACUCUAUGUAGAAAAAGCUUAGAAUACUACGAGGUAACGAGGCCGUCAGCGUUAUAAAACAUAGACAUAAAUAGUGUUGUAAGCACAAAGGCCUGUCAAACAUCACAUGGCAUUGAAGGUAUGAUGAUAAAUGCCUUAAAUGAGCUAACGUAAACUUGUCUCUGAAAAUGAGACUUUAUAAGACUUGAUUUCUGGCUUUGCAGCGAUAUCGAUUUCAAAUCGAUUAAUGAUCUGUUUAUUUUUCAUGUCUAGGACGACCCACUGGUGCGACUACAUAUUUAAUUUAGACGUUUUUAUUUUAACAUUUAGUGACUUUUCGACUUGAAUGCAUUUAACUUCGCUAAAGGCCUACUUCUUUGUUUGUAGAUAUUUUAUAUCAAAUACGAGUUAGGUGGUUAAAUCGAUGUGGUCACCUCGUUUAUCCCGGUGUUAACAUGUAUAAAUUUUUGGCAUGACAAAAUUAUUUAAGGAUUUCUAAUAGGUAUAUGAUUUAAACUGUAUCAAAUGAAUGUCAGUUUAUUCAUAAUAAUAUACAAUAUAAUUCUAUUUUAACUUUUUGCGUGAUGACAGCUGUCAAUUUCAGCAACUAUGUGAAACAGAUUAUAAAUAUGUGCUGAUCAGAGAUUAAAAAUUCAUUUGAAAUAUUUUUUUGACAGUAAAAUUCUAAAUACUCGUACUGUUGUGAGUUAGUUUUUAAUAUGUUGGUGUGAAUAAAAUUUGUAACCAUUAUAAACGGCUAAUUAUUAUAUGACGAAUUGUAUUUUACUGAAUUUCAUAUGAAAAUUCGUUUAAAGUGAUUCGUUAAGCCGGCGCCACACGUAUUUAUUGCAAUAAUUCGUCAUUUUAAUGCAACGAAUGCGAAUGUGUAUCUACCGACAUGUUACAGAAAGUUAAAAUAAUUACGGCGAAUUUUUAAAGUCGUAAAUAAAUCUCUGUCUAAUAAUAUUGGAACUUUCUAAAAGACCAAACAUAAAAUAUAAUAGAUUUUUUUCAUAAAAGUUGAUAAUUUGAAUGUCCGUAGGUUAUUACCAAAAUACAUAUUUUUUUACAACAAUAUAACAUGUAAUUUGUGCCCAGUUUUGAGAUCAUAGGAUAAUUUCUAUGCCAUUUGUGCCUGUUAUUCACUGACUUACACGUCUUUUUCAAUGAUAAUAGCAGUUAGUACACAGUAAUUGUUGUUAUAUUAUGUAUUUGUUGAAUGAGUACCACUAAUUAGAAAAUCAAUUUCCAGUUCAUAUGCAUCAGGUAUCGUGUGGCGCCGGGACUAGUGUGGAAAUGACGUUUCCUUUAUUAUUAAAAUGUUAUUCGUAAAGGACAAAUGUCAGCUACAUAUAGCUAGUGUAACAUUUAUUUGAAAACAUAUUCAAUAUUGUACUUUUAUUUCAUAUCAUAAAAAAUUAAGUUACAUGUUGAAAAUCUAAGAGAACCGUUUAAUAUAACUAACUAAUUACUAAUUAUACGAGAAACAAAAAAAUCGUAAAAUAUAUUUGCUAUAAAAUAUUAUGGAUAGAUUCAACUGCCAAUGUAAAUUAAAAAGACUAAAGCCACUUCAGACUAUUGUUAGUAAAUUGAAGAUUAUGUUAUGUUGAGACAUGGUGAGGUAUACUGACAUUUUAUCUCUAGACAUAUUGUAAAGUAAACGUCUUCCAAGUGGUGAGAUGAGUAUCGAGUUAAGAGUAGCACUGAUCCAUAGAACUUUCAGGCUGGCGACUGAUAUAAAAUGUAAUAAUGUGACUUUCGCGAUGAGCGUGGCCGUUGCGAGCUCAAUGCGAACGCACGCGUGCGCCAUUUUGAUUAGUAGUGAAGACGACGAUAAUUUAGUUAUUAGAUAGAAAUUCAUAGCGAUACCUUUACUAAGCAUUACGUAACACCGACUGCGGAUGGAGCACGCUGAACUCGCUGAGCACUUGGCUCGAUUGAUUUUACGAAUGCUUACAUUGUUAUGUACAUAUAAUGUAUUACGUUCAAAUGACAGGUCAGUCUACACCUUUAAACAAAUUAGUAAUGAGUAUACCAUCGUGCCUGUUCCGCAAAUGUACAAACUAAACGACUACCAUAAAAUAUAGGAACAUUGUAUGUAUACUUUUAUUAAAUAUUUUAGAAUUAUAAUAUUCAAUUGAAUGUAUGAGCAUUGGAUUAUAUGUAUUUUAUAUAUUCUUCUGUUAUUUGCAUAUAAGUAUGUAUUAAUCUUUAUAGAUCUUCUUUUAUUGUUCAUUUGAUAUUUCUAUUAUACUUUAAGAAACAUUCCCUAUCUCUUUUAUGUAAAAAUAGGCUGUAUAUAAAUAUUAUGAAUAGUCCAAGUUUGAUUUCCUUCGGUUAGGAUAUAACAUGUCUAGAAAUAAAAUGUCAUUGUGCUGAGUUACAAAUGACUGACACGUAACCGGUGAAAUAAAUUUCUAUACACAGAUACUCAUGUUAUACAGGAAGUCUUUGUGUAAUUAUUCAUACUCAUUUAAAAGCAUCAUCUCAUAAAAAUCGUAAAACAUUAUAUUAUAAUUUAAAAAUAGUAAAUACACUUAAAAAGACUAAUGAUUAUAGGUUUUUCAAGUCAAUACUUAUAUUUUCGUUUUUUUUUUUGUAAUGCGACUUAUUUAUUAUGUUGUGAUAAUAAUUGUAAACAUAUUUGUACUUUGGAUAGCGUUCUGUUGAAUUUCUUAGCGCGUUUCUUAAAUAAAAAUUGCUUAUAAAAGUUUAUUUGAUUUUCUCGUUAUCUGUCUAAAUGUACAUACAUUAAUAAAAAAAUCUUUACUAUUUUAAUAAAUUAUCGUUCUGAUUUUGAAAUGUCCAUAAAAUUAAAUUUUGUGACAUUUGGAUAGAUAAUGAAAAAGUUUUUUUUUAAAUGUACUGGUGCUAGGCUACUAGAUCAUUCAAUUGUGCCUCGACGGUCAAAAUUCCUUUUAUAUUAUCUGUUGACGUCAGUUCCUAUGUUAUGACUAAGGUACAGACAAAAAAAUCCUAGUAUUUCUUUGAAAAUCGUGUUCCUCACUACUCAGAAUAUUAUUAUUAAAAUUAUCGUUCAAUAUUAAACAUAUUAUAAAAUAAAUGUUAUUGAAUUAUGCUGUACCGUCGAGGCGAAAACCUCUUACAAAGUUUAUUAGAUAGUGCUUAUUAAUAAAUAAUAAUAAAAAAAUCGGUACUCUGUAUCAGAGUGACUGUGUGCGCCGAUGAUAAACGUAAUCUCUAAUUAAUCAUACAUAAUUUUUAAUUAUAGUGUGAUUAAUCAUUUAUGUUAUAUUUUGUAUUUAUAGCGAGUUCUUUCAGACGUGACCGUUACCAUCGGUUUCGUAUGGAAGCGCUCUAUACUGAGAUUUGUAACCUGAGUUUUAUUUGCCUUGCAAUGAAUUCGUUUUGUAUAGAAGUGUUGCGUUAAUUGAACAAGUGAGGGAUGCGAGGUGCGACGUGCGGGUCGUGCUAGUUGAAAUGCUUUAUUAUGAUAAACCUAUUUUAACAUCGCACAUUAUAAUAAAUUAAUCGAAAUUGGA
Messenger RNA from Vanessa atalanta (red admiral), 6589 nucleotides. It is a transcript of the gene Klp10A, whose product is annotated as kinesin-like protein Klp10A. Gene Ontology annotation, biological process: microtubule-based movement. The record is from RefSeq and is a predicted model, not a curated record. Bases 348 to 2507 code for a protein of 719 amino acids. Lineage: Eukaryota; Metazoa; Arthropoda; Insecta; Lepidoptera; Nymphalidae. Gene Ontology annotation, molecular function: microtubule motor activity; microtubule binding; ATP binding. The transcript is spliced from 15 exons.